AUCUCGUGAUGAGCUUCGAGGACGACCAUUGCACCGCCGACACUUACAGCCAUGGGCAAGCCCAAGCCAGCCCGGAAUCAGCUGGUCGGUAACCCCCGCCCUGCAUCCAAGCAGGCGGUGCAGGCCGCGAAGAACUACAUCAACGACUCGCGCAAUCCGGUCGUGCUCAAGAGAGGACCUGCCCCGAAAUACUACGUGGUCUACUACCUGCGCGGACCCGGGGCGCACGGCAGGGAAUAUGGCAUCUUCACGGACUGGAACGAGACCAAGAAACAGACUGAAGGAUGCCAGAACAAAAACACUACCGCAUCGAGCUUCGACGUGGCUAUGGGCCUUCUGAUAUCUGGGCUUGCUCUUGAGAUCGAUGCUGGCGCCUUACUGAAUUAUUCCCCGGCACAUCAAAGCCGAUCUACUGCACCGGGCCCUCCACCCGCACCUGCACCUGUACCCGCGGUGGCGCCUUCUCCGGUCAAGCGCCGUCGGGAGGAGCAGGACGAGCGCGAUCAGGAGCCUUCGGAUGUCUAUUAUUUUGACGUCCAUCGACCCAAAGCCGUCAAACGCGAGGCAAACCAUCGAUGUGGUUCACGCGAGUCACCUAUCAAGAUUAAGGAUGAUGGCGAUGUGGUCAUCAAACAGGAGAAGGAUGACGCUCGCGAGGCCGUGAUCAAGAAGGAGGAUGAUGAUUCCACUCAGGCAGCAAUCAAAACGGAAGAGGAUGAUUCCCACCAGACGGCAAUCAAGAAAGAAGAGGGUGAUUUCUGUGAGGCCGCGGUCAAACGGGAGGGGGAUUUUGACGACGAGGAAGAAGCAAUGAGGGACUCGCAGGGGUUCUUCCCUCUCAAGGGCUACUCAGAUCAAACGAACGAGUACAUCAAACGCGAAAACGAUCGCACUUCAGGCGAGAAAGGCCCGGCAGUCGCAAAGGCGGCCCCAGAGUUUCCCCUAUGCCCUGAACAGCAGCACGCCCUAGAUCUGGCCAUGCAAGGUCACAGCCUCUUCAUCACGGGAUCCGGCGGCUGUGGCAAAUCGGUCCUGGUGAAGGCCCUCAACCAGGCCUUCGAAGCCCAGAAUAAAACCGUCUACCUCGUUGCGCCCACGGGCCAGGCCGCCACUAACAUCAAUGGCAGAACAACAUUUUCCUACGCUGGAUGGGACACCAUCGCCCCGAGGCAGACACUCAGGACUCUCAUCGAGGGCGCGCGUCGCACUUCCGUGUAUGCCCGCAUCGAGAGCACUGACGUCCUCAUCAUCGACGAGAUCAGCAUGGUCGAGAGCGAAUUCUUCAACCGGCUCUCCGACGUAAUCGGCAUGCUCCGACGGGAGGCGUUCGCCCGCGGCGAUGACAAGAUCUGCAGAAAACAGACCACGGAUUCGGUGAGGCGACCGUUCGGCGGCAUUCAGGUCAUCGCCGUCGGGGACUUCUGCCAGCUACCCCCCGUGCAACCGUUCCGAUACUGCACUGAGGAGGUGGAGUAUGACGAGCGUACUAAAUUUUCGACGCCUUGUCAUCGAUAUGUUGAAGAACAAACGAUGGUUUUCGACAAGGACCGCAAACUGCACUUCUGUCCCCUAGAUCAAGCGCACCCUACAUUUCCGGAUGCUCAAAAAUGGGCUUUCAAUUCACGGGCCUGGGCAGAGUGUAAUUUUGAAUACAUUCAUCUGACCAAGAUUCAUCGGCAAACCGAUGAGAAAUUUAUCACGAUGCUCCAGAACAUUCGCCUGGGCCACACAACCGACUCCGAUCUCAACGUCCUACUGCAACAUCGCGAAGUCAGGAAUGGCAUAGCCCUGUUCAGCCAUAAGGACGCAGCCAAGGCCUACAACAAUGGGGAACUCAAAAAGCUUCGCAGCCGCCCAGAAAAGUUUGAUGCCCUGGAUCACCCAGAAGACCUCGGCGACAAGGACGACAAGAACCGAUUCGACAAGCAGCUGACCCUCAAGCCCGGCAUGCCGGUUGUGCUGCUAGCUAAUCUCGACGUCGAGAACGGUCUCUGUAACGGCAGCCAGGGCAAGCUCGUCCGCUUCGUACGGAAGGUGGAGGAAUGCGACAAGCCCAAGAUGCCCGAAAGGGGGAGUUACAAGGAGGACAACUACGCCUUCGAGGUCGCAUGUGCGAGAUAUAAACAGAUGAGCCACUACAUCAAUGGUCCCUUGGGCGCCAAUGGUUUCCCUGAAAUCAUAUUCGCGACCGGCAAAAGUCGCGUUAUCCUUCCCUACUGCAAUAUGCACAACAUCGAAACAGAGAUCAUCCGCACCGUCAACGGGUCCAAAAAGAUACUGAAGGCGUACUCGGCGCGCACACAGAUCCCCCUCGUCCCGGGCUGGGCCAUGACCAUUCACAAGAGCCAAAGCCUGUCGCUCGACCGCGUCAGCGUCAACCUUCAGAACGUCUGGGAUGGAAGGCAGACCUAUGUGGCCCUGAGCCGCGCGCGGACACUCGGCGGUCUCAAGGUCAUCGGAAACAAGUCAAAGAUGAGGCGCACGCUGCCGCUGGACCCCGAGGUGAGCAGAUUCAUGAAGGAGGUAGAGCGCCGGGCGGCAGCGGCUCCGGCAACGGCUUCGACAGCGGCAGCGGCCGCGGUAGACCAAGCGAAUGAUUAGCCUCUCCUUUGAAAUGCACGGGUGGUGUAAGAUGGGCCUUGAACAUCGCUGAGGGAUGAGAGUGGAGGAAGUAAGAUCAAACCCCGGCUCUUUUCGAGCCGAGUCAGCUGUUGAAGGGAUUGAGAGAGAGCGUAUGAACCGCUUGACAGGUUCUUGGUCUUCAAGCUUCGGUAGCGAUGCUUUUUGUUGGCGUAAGGAGGCUUUGUCAUAUUCUGUAGGAUACCAGCUCAAACAACCGAGGCGGGUGCCUCGACGGCAACGAGUACAUUAGCGACGUAAGCGGGAGCUAUCUCGGCGUUGUAGUCAAUACUGGCGUGCCCUCAACCGAUGUGAGGCUGGUUGAUGAUGGACGCGUCCCUUCGAACGUAGGAACACUUAAGAAGCCUGGGAAGCUCGUAGCAGCGGCUUACAUGAUGUAAGUAAGCUGCUUUCCUGACGAUCCCUCAGUAUGGAAUGUACUUACCUAGAAAGCUAGCUCGGGACACAAUCCUCACUUUAUCCCUAUCUUGAGAAUACCCGUAGUGGUCGCCAUAGCUUGUUGCACUACACUAGCGUGAACGGUAACACUCUCAUCAAGAUAAGAGCCAUGGCCUCGGUCAGUUGAGAGGAAAUGAGCCGGCGUACUUUCGUUUCUUGAGCGUCACAUCAUCUGCACAGGCAACCAACACAGACGCACCACGUCCCCUAUCAUUAGUAGGCAACGCGUCAAUCUAGGCCACGAGCAUCAACAAAUCAACAAUGCGUGACUUGCAAGUUCACGGAAAGCGGCUGCAGCGGCGAUGCGGGUGCCUCAAGUUUCCGGCCGAGGAUAGUUAUAGAGAAGGUAGGUAGCCUUGCCUUUUUCCUCUCAAACGGCCAGCCUGCUUGAUCCCCCCCCUUCUUCUUCACUGAGGUGACACGAAGGGGAAGGGACGUGGACGAAUGACAUUCAAGAGAUGAUUGAGUAACACACCAUUAGAUCCAUGCGCACGCAACUCGUUUGUUCGUCCAAGACAACCGGUGAGGCACAGUGUUGCCCCG
Messenger RNA from Colletotrichum scovillei, 3621 nucleotides. RefSeq names its product ATP-dependent DNA helicase PIF1. Gene Ontology annotation, biological process: telomere maintenance; DNA repair. NCBI's taxonomy places the organism in Eukaryota, Fungi, Ascomycota, Sordariomycetes, Glomerellales, Glomerellaceae. Gene Ontology annotation, molecular function: ATP hydrolysis activity; DNA helicase activity. The record is from RefSeq and is a predicted model, not a curated record. The coding region runs from base 52 to 2601 and encodes 849 amino acids. The transcript has 7 exons.